UUAAUUUGUAUAUGAUUCCAAUUGCCAUUGCUUCGUUCUCCAAGCGUCAUAGUUUCGUUGUCCAUAAAACGACAGUACGUUUUGAGUCUCCAAGGGAACGGGGAGCUUCCCACGCUCUCCAAUCACAAACUCAACAAUCACAAACACAAUCAACCGGUUUCUUGACGCAACCCCGGAAAUUUCAAUCAACUUCUCCAAUUCACAGGGUCGAUUGGGUUUGUAUUGGAUGUUUUUUUGUUCAAAAUGUCUUCAUGUAUCAAUGGGCAACCAAGUGAUCAACCAAACGCCUCCCUGGAUAUUGAUGAGAGCGGUUCAAAGCCUCAGGAGGCGGUUGAAAAUGAGAAUGACGAUGAAGACGAGGAGGAAGACUUAGAUUUCAACCCCUUUCUGAAGGGAACACCUUCGCCAGAAGCUUCUUCCAGUUUGAGUUCUGAAGUUGAAGGUCUAGAUGGUAAUUCGUUGAAACCAACAAUGGGUGAAGUGCGAAACUAUGCUGUUGGGGAUUCUGAGCAUGGGGAGGAAGUGGUGAUGCAAACUGCAUUUUCUCCUGAGAGUGAAAAAGAACUUCAAGGAAUCUUUCAUACAAAAUCUAACAAGAGGAAAUCUGAUUCCAUCUCUCAACAGGAAAAUGAAAAUGUUCGAGAGAAGGAGAAUACCUUCAGUAAACCUGCAAUGAGUUUGGAUGAUGAGGAUGCUAUUUGGAAGCGCACUAGGGCUCGUUAUUCGCUUGCAAGUUUUACUCUUGAUGAACUUGAGACUUUCCUUCAAGAAACUGAUGAUGAGGAUGACCUUCAGAAUGUUGAUGAUGAAGAAGAGUACAGGAAAUUUCUUGCAUCUGUUUUACAGGGUGGAGAUGGUAAUGGUCAGUCAACUCAAGGUAAUGAAAAUGAUGAUGAUGAAAAUGAGGAUAAUGAUGGAGAUUUUGAGAUAGAACUUGAAGAGUUGCUUGAGAGUGACGUUGAUGACAAUAAAAGGGAUAAAGAUAGAAAAGUGGAUCAUGAGAGAGGUGGUCGAAGGCCAAAGACAAGGCAGAAUAGACGCCAAAAGGCAUCUGCUCAAUACAAAAAGAAGCUUUUAGAACAGACAAAGAGGCCAUUGCGUCCCCUUUUACCAAUCUUGCCAAAUGGAGCAAUUGCUUCGUUUCCUACUUCUGAUGCGAAGGGUUUGAUGCCUGAAACUGCCCCAAGUUAUCUGUCUUCUCCAGCAGAAAAUGGCUUGAUAAAUGGAUUCACUCCACAGCAAAUAGGCCAGUUGUAUUGUUUGAUACAUGAACAUAUGCAGCUACUUAUUCAAGUGUUUUCUCUUAGCAUUCUUGAUCCUUCCCGGCAACAGGUUGCCUCCCAGGUUCAGGGAUUGAUUUUUGAGAUGGUUCAUAAACACGAUGAAGUAAUCGCCUGCAGAAGUGUGCCUUAUCCUUGUAUUUGCUUUCACCCUUCCUACAUGUGCCCAUCAGUGACAGAUGAAUUUCCCAACUAUACCCCAGCACAAUGCACUGACUCAUCUUCUACUCCAAACAUGCAGAUGUUAGUUUCUCAGAACAUUUUUACAGCUAAGGGAAGAAGUGAUCCCGUUUUCAAUGGACAGAAUAACUCCUCACAAACUGCUGUUUCUUUAUGGGUACCCUUCAUGAGUGGUCCAAUAAUGUCCAUUAUGGAUGUAGCUCCGCUUAAUUUGGUUGGAAAAUAUAUGGAUGAUGUUGUCAAUGCUGUCCAGGAGUAUCGGCAGCGUCAUUUGGAUUCUAGUUGUGAUACCUGGAAUGAGAGGGCCCCACUCUUUAACCUUCCUCAUUUUCCAGCCUCAACUAAGCCAAAUGGUGAAGUUUCAAAAGAAAACAUACCUACUGCUGUCAGUGCAGUGCCAUCUACUCCUGGUCAACAACCACCUAAGAAGACAUUGGCUGCUUCCAUUGUUGAAAAUGCCAAGAAGCAAUCAAUUGCUUUAGUUCCAAAAGAUAUUAGCAAGUUAGCACAGAGGUUUUUUCCUCUGUUCAAUCCAGCACUAUUUCCUCAUAAGCCGCCUCCUGCAGCUGUGGCAAAUCGAGUCCUUUUCACUGAUUCAGAGGAUGAAUUGUUAGCUAUGGGAAUGAUGGAACAUAAUACAGAUUGGAAGGCAAUUCAACAGCGUUUUCUUCCUUGCAAAUCUAAACACCAGAUUUUUGUUAGGCAGAAAAAUCGCUGCUCAUCAAAAGCACCAGAAAAUCCCAUAAAGGCAGUUAGGAGGAUGAAAACCUCUCCAUUGACUGCAGAGGAGAUAGAACGCAUUCAAGAGGGACUAAGGAUUUUCAAACAUGAUUGGAUGUCAGUGUGGAGACUCAUUGUCCCACAUAGGGAUCCAUCCUUGCUACCCCGACAGUGGCGGAUUUCCCUUGGAACUCAGAGGUCAUAUAAAUUAGAUGCUGCCAAAAAGGAAAAACGACGGAUAUAUGAAUUAAAUAGAAGAAGGCACAAAACUGCAGAUUUGGCAAACUGGCAACAGAUAUCAGAUAAAGAGGAAAAUCCUGUUGACAGUACUGUUGGAGAUGAUAAUGUAGAUAAUGCAAAUGAAGCUUAUGUUCAUCAGGCAUUUUUAGCAGAUUGGAGACCAGAUGCCUCAUGCCUUAUUUCGUCCAAACAUCCAUGCUUAAACAUUAGGGGGAAAAAUCUUUCUAGUGGUGCAUUGCCAAGCGAGGGUACUUGCAUUAGGGAGCAAUCCAAGAUUGACACUAUGCACGGGUUUCCAUAUGCCCACUAUUGCCAAUAUCCUCAUACUAUGUCUCGCUUUACUCAUGUCAGACAUUGUGCUCCUAAUUCCGUGCAACUGAACCAUCAAGUUUCUGAUGCAGCACAGAAUCCUGCUAAGUCUCAAAUUUAUUUGCGGCCUUAUCGGACUCGUGGAACUGAUGGCGCACACUUAGUGAAAUUGGCUCCAGACUUGCCUCCUGUAAAUCUUCCACCAACUGUACGUGUAAUUUCUCAGGCAGCUUUCAAAAGCAACCAGUGCAGAGCUCCUAUCAAGGUAUCUGCCUCAGGAUGUAGUAUUGGUGGUGCUGGAAAAGAAAAUACAGUUCCUCAGCUUCCACGUGUUGCAACUAUGAGAACCACCAGUUUAGCAAAAGCUGUAAGGGAUAAAGGCAAUCAAGUGACAGAUAAUGUCACAAAUUCAUGCCCAGAAGAGCUUUCGAGUUCACAUGCAGAAGAAUCUGGAGUUCUUCAUGAUACAUGCGGUGCUGAAUCAGAUCUUCAGAUGCAUCCUUUACUGUUCCAGGCCCCUGAAGAUGGCCGUCUAUCAUAUUUUCCACCAAACUGCAGUACUGGUGCUUCCAGUUCUUUUACAUUCAUUUCAGCAAAUCAGCCUCAAUUGAAUCUGAGUCUCUUUCAAGGUCCACACCAAGCAAGUCAUUUUGCUGAUUAUUUCAAUAAAUCUUCAAAGACAAAGGAAUCUGCUUCAGCAUCAUGUGGGAUUAACUUCCAUCCUCUUUUGCAAAGAGUUGAUGAAGAAAAUAGUGACCUUGCCACAGCAUGCUCCAAUACCCACCAAUUUGUUUGCUUGGGAUGCAAAUAUGCUCAAUUUCAAAAUCCUUUAAGUGCUGCUCAGACCGCAUCAAUGGUCAAUAGAGGCCCAUCUGCUACUGGCGCAGACGAGAAAACUAAUGAGCUGGACUUGGAAAUUCAUCUAAGUUCUACAUCCGCAAAAGAGAAAACUAAGAGAAGUGGAGUUUUUGGUGCAAAUAAUCAACCAAAGUCAACAAUAAGUGCAUCAAAUGCGGGAAAUACAAUUGAAAAGCACAAAACUGACACUUCAUGCCACCAACAGAGUUCAAAUUGCCCACUUCAGAGCAACCUUGUUUCAAUUGCUGAUGCAUCAGCUGUCUCAAGCAAUAAUGACAGUGGUUGCAAUAUGGAUGAUCUAGGAGACCGGUCUCACCCAGAGAUUGUGAUGGAACAAGAAGAGUUGAGCGACUCUGAUGAAGAAACUGAAGAACACGUAGAGUUCGAGUGUGAGGAGAUGGCUGAUUCUGAUGGGGAGGAGGAUUUGGGCUGUGAACCAAUUGCAGAAGUGCACAAUAAGGAUGUUCCAAGUUUGGCAUCAGAGAAAGUUACAACUGAUGCAGAUUGUGGUGAUAAACAAUGUGAAUGGAGGAGUCCUGUUCAUCCUCAGGGUAAUACUUCUGUCCCUGGGAAAGGCAGUUCUUUCUUCAAGUUGGGUCUGGCAAGCCUUGAGAAAGAUGCUACUGGUAGCUCUUGGUUAACUUUAGAUUCAUGUCCACCUGUUGAUCUUCCAAGCACAAAGGCUAGGUAUGAAGGGCAUACAGUCAGUGAUAGUCCUAUGUCCAAAAACUUAGCUUCACGUCGUCCCAAUAGAUCCUGCAAGAAGACUACAAGCAUGAAAACAGUUGUAAUAGAGAGGGAUGUUAUAGACAUGGCACAACAACUCAGCCUUGGUCCUCUUGCUGUUUCCUCACUGAAGAAACCCAGGAAGCGAUCUUGUCGAACAAAUACAGGUUUGAGCACAGGAAUGGCAACUGAAAAUCCCAGUUAUGAUAAGUGAAAAUUUCAUUGGUUGAUUGUAGCUUGACUAUCUUCUUUGAUAAUCAGCAGGCAAAAUUUUCCCUAAAAAAAGAAAACAGAAUUAGUUGAAUAGUCUGAAUUAGCUAUAGUCGUUUUGCUUGGCUUUCAACUGCCCAAUUAGCAAAUGAGCUUGUGGAGUCAAAGCUUAAAUAUCAAAGCAGCAGAGAAAUUGACUAACUGGACUUUGAAGGAUGCUUUGCUUUCUCACUAACUCUUUUUUCUUGGUGCUUUUCUGAUUCGUAUGCCCACUGGAGGUACUAGGAAGGGUUUUCUUUCUUUGGGUUCACUGUGUUAAUUUAUUGUGAAUAUGUUUUUAGUGCAUUAAGAUUAGGGAAUUUGUAUUGUUUCUUUAAUCGUUAUGUUGUGUACAUAUGAUAUUUUGCUUGUAGAUUCUGUUAACAGUCCCAAUUUGGGAGGAAUGGGUUAUUGUGAAUAA
This is a messenger RNA of Hevea brasiliensis (rubber tree), 4983 nucleotides long. RefSeq lists its product as uncharacterized. Bases 244 to 4527 code for a protein of 1427 amino acids. Lineage: Eukaryota; Viridiplantae; Streptophyta; Magnoliopsida; Malpighiales; Euphorbiaceae. The record is from RefSeq and is a predicted model, not a curated record. Gene Ontology annotation, molecular function: transcription coregulator activity. Gene Ontology annotation, biological process: regulation of DNA-templated transcription. The transcript has 9 exons. Gene Ontology annotation, cellular component: nucleus.